Molecule: messenger RNA, 2662 nt
Organism: Nanorana parkeri
Lineage: Eukaryota; Metazoa; Chordata; Amphibia; Anura; Dicroglossidae
Product: DNA polymerase theta-like
Exons: 16
Molecular function (GO): ATP binding; nucleic acid binding
Source: RefSeq, a predicted model, not a curated record
AUGAAGCGUUCUCGUCUCGCUCCUCCACUUGGGGGGUUACCGGGGAACGGAGCCAGUCUGGCCAAAAUCUUGUUCGGAGGUUUGGAGUCGAAGGAAGACGAACGGGCCAAGAAGCCGGCGGCGGUGAAAGGAGCCCUGGGGCCACACAACAGCCGCAAACGUCGCCGUCCCGGGUCCCUCUCCAGUUCGGGGACGGAGGACUCCCCCAGCUCCUCGGCGUCCAAGAAAUUGGCGCUACACGAGUAUAGAAAACAUGGCAAAUCCAGAGCGUCAAACGCUGCCGUGUGUACAAGACCGCGGACCGCGAGCAGGGGAAGGACAUCGGCAGAUACCAGCACGGCAUCUGCCGCUGAUAAGGACUACAUCCUGUUCAGUCCGGCGCAGCAGGCGUCCAUACUGGAGAGACAGAAGAGUGGGGACCGGAACACCAGUGCUAGGCUGUCUGUGUCUGUUCUUGCGCCCCCUGCUGGUCUGGAGCGCACGCUGCUGGAGAACAGCCUCGCUGCUACGGGUAACGGCUCUUUUCUCCCUCCAGGUCACAGCGUCCACAUGGCCGCUCCGGAGGAUCUGACAGACAAGCUUCUGCUGGCUAGUUGGGGUCUCCCGGGAGCCGUGCUGGAGAAGUAUGGCCGCCUGGGGGUGUUGCAGAUGUUUGAGUGGCAGGCGGAGUGCCUGAUGUUGGGGCAGGUUCUGUCUGGGAAGAAUCUGGUCUACUCCGCUCCGACAAGUGCCGGGAAAACUCUGGUGGCCGAACUGCUGAUCCUAAAGAGGGUUCUGGAGACCCGGAAGAAAGCUUUAUUCAUCCUCCCCUUCGUCUCUGUGGCCAAAGAGAAAACCUAUUACUUGCAGAGCCUGUUCCAGGAGGUCGGCGUGCGGGUGGAGGGGUACAUGGGCAGCUCGGCUCCCUCCUGCGGCUUUUCAUCUCUGGACGUCGCCGUCUGCACCAUCGAGAAAGCCAACGGCCUGGUGAACCGUCUGAUAGAAGAGGACAAGAUCGACCUGUUGGGGAUGAUGGUGGUGGAUGAAUUGCACAUGUUGGGAGAUUCACACCGUGGUUAUCUGCUGGAACUGCUCCUCACGAAGGUCCAAUACGUCACUCAGAAAAGAACCAUCGGGAGGAAAAAAGAUGGCGGCGGCGUCCGCUCGCCGAAUGAAGUUCAGAUCGUGGGGAUGAGCGCCACCCUGCCCAACCUCAGCUUGUUGGCCUCCUGGCUGGACGCAGAGCUCUAUCACACCGAUUUCCGGCCCGUGCCCCUAAAGGAACAUGUUAAAAUCGGCAGAACUGUCUUUGAUUCCACCAUGACUCCUGUGCGAGAGUUCGAGCCCCUGAUUCAGGCGAAGGGUGACGACGAUCACAUUGUCAGCCUGUGUUACGAGACAAUACGCGACGGUCACUCCAUCCUGAUCUUCUGUCCUUCCAAGAACUGGUGCGAGAAGCUGGUGGACACCAUCGCCCGAGAGUUCUACAACCUCUAUCACAAGGCCUUGCAGGAAAAGGCAGGUGGCUGCCUGGACCCCGGCAUUCCUCCAGUGGCUCUGGACAAGGACGGUAUACAGGAUGUGGUCGGUCAGUUGAAGCGUUGCCCAUCGGGAUUGGACCUCAUUCUGGGACGCACGGUGCCGUGGGGCGUGGCCUUCCAUCACGCCGGUCUGACCUUCGAUGAGCGGGAUAUCAUAGAAGGAGCCUUCCGCCAGGGCGUUGUGCGUGUCUUGGCAGCCACCUCCACCUUGUCCUCCGGGGUGAACCUUCCCGCGCGUCGGGUCAUCAUUAGAACCCCGCUCUUCAAUGGCCGCCUCCUGGAUAUCCUCACCUACAAGCAGAUGGCCGGGAGAGCCGGCAGGAAGGGAGUGGAUACAGAGGGUGAGAGCAUACUUGUGUGUAAGCCUUCGGAGAGAGCGAAGGGCAUCAGCUUGCUGCAGGGUUCUCUAAAGCCGGUGCGGAGCUGUCUUAUGCGGAAGGAGGGGGCCGGAGUGACGGGCAGCAUGAUCCGCGCCAUCCUGGAGAUCAUAGUCGGCGGCGUGGCGGACACCCCGGAAGACGUCCGUACUUACGCCUCCUGUACGCUGCUGGCUUCCAGUAUGAGAGAAGAACACGAGGAUCCACGAGAGGCCGACUCCGGAGCCAUAGAGGCGUGCGUGGAUUGGCUGCUGAGGAACGAGUUCGUUCAGGUGCUGGAGGAGGAGCAGGCUGGAGAUAAAGGGGAAGUCUAUCGUCCCACAAAGCUCGGCGCUGCCACCUUUUCCUCCUCUCUCUCACCCUCGGAGGCUGUGGGAAUAUUUGCCGACCUCCAGAGAGCAAUGAAGGGAUUCGUGCUGGAGAACGAUCUGCACAUCCUCUAUCUGGUCACCCCGGUGUACGAGGAAUGGGCCACCAUUGACUGGUACCAGUUUUUCUGUCUGUGGGAGAAGCUUCCCGUGUCCAUGAAGCGCGUAGCGGAGCUGGUGGGGAUCGAGGAGGGCUUCCUGGCGCGCUCGGUGAAGGGGAAAAUCGUCGCCAAAAAUGACCGUCAGCAGAGACAGAUCGCCAUCCAUAAACGGUUCUACACAAGUCUGGUCCUCCUGGAAUUAAUCAGCGAGGUCUCACUGUCAGAGCUGACCAAGAAGUACGGCUGCAGCCGAGGGCAGCUCCAAUCCCUCCAACAGUCGGCUGCCACAUACGCAG